Molecule: messenger RNA, 2819 nt
Organism: Pocillopora damicornis (cauliflower coral)
Lineage: Eukaryota; Metazoa; Cnidaria; Anthozoa; Scleractinia; Pocilloporidae
Source: RefSeq, a predicted model, not a curated record
GCUUUUCAACUACACGCUCAGUAUGAUUUUAAAAUCUUUGUUAUUAGGCCUGGAUCACAUUUUACUAAUUUUCCUGUUCGAUCCUGAAGGUUACGACAGGUAGUAUUGGCAAUAAUCCGUGAUCUUUUUUUCUUCAGAAACACCUGAUUUCUUUGUCCGAUUACUUUCCCCGAUCAUCGCCACCUGCGCAUCGUAACCUGUUUAAACUUCAGCUGAAUAGGUAUUCGGUGAGCACAUAAAUUAAAUUGGACAACCAGUGUUAUGUUAAUGAUUAGAUUGGCGCCUCGUGCAGCCCAUUCAACUGUGUCAGGUUUCCAUUCAGCCGUACACACAAUGAGAGACGUCACAAAGAAUACGUUAGAAACAACAUUGGCAGUACUCAUUGGCAUCGUCAAAACAGCCCCGAGCUCUUUAGCAGUGAAUCGAACACACUAAGAACCCGAAGAAAGGCAAUUUUCGACGGAAGAAUUUACUACGAAGGAAGUGAGAAGCGUGGAAUUAUUUCGCGGCGGUAGACGCGUGGCCAGUGAAUCGUGAACAGUGAAAAUCAUGCCAUCACCAAAAAGUUCAAGGUCUGCGCCCACUCACUCCGUUGACCAAAAGCUGCUACGAGCCAAAGAUGUUGUCAUCCAUCGAAGCACAGAGAAAGGCAACAGUUGUCAGUGUUGCGGGAAGCGACUUGUGGUACUCCCGCUUCUUGGCUUUACAAUUCUUUCCAUUGGAUGUCUUCUUGGAAUCGGUUAUUUUAGCAUCCACGGAGUAACAUCCUCUGCGUACCAUACAGAAGGGCUGAUACCAUCCUAUGUUACAGGCGCAUUGCUUGGGUUAGUGGGAUUUCACCUGAUGUUAAUGUGCAAGCCAAGAUGUAAAUUUCUUAUUGUUUCGUCAAUAAUUUUCACCGUGGCAGCCGCAUUUCUUUGUUUCGCCGGAGCACUUUUUACUGGGACCGAAAUCGCGCCUCUCCUUUCAAAGAUGGGCAACUGUCAAUAUUUCCCUGUGGAGAACUCGUGCAAGUGCUUUCAUCACAGCGAACUACGACAAGUGUCGAUAAUCUUCAGAGACACUGCAAACUGUAAUGGUAUCCAAAACAAGCUGCGUGACCUGGUAUACGGCAUGUGUGGCGUGUACAGUGGUGGACUGAUCACGUGCAUUCUGGCCGCAGUCAUGGAGACGGCAUUACUGUGUCGCAAAAGACGUUCUAAGGCCACCCUACACUCCAGGUCAGAUGGUGAUGGCAAAUGUACCGUAAAUUCUCGCCAGUCUCAAACAUCGCAAACAGACCUCAGCGUUAUCGAAGAGGAAGACGUUGAACUCGCAGCAACAGAAAUUCAACGUUCACCCAUCGAAACUCAAGCCAGCCAAACACCAUCGAACUUUGUACGAGAUGUGCCUUGUUCGCACUACGUGGUCGAUAUGAGCAUUCCGCGCCGAGAUUACGUUAUCAAUUAUAAUUCCAAUUCCAGACAUGACCCACCUCCUCCGUACACCGAGUGAAAAUGUGCCAUGCACGUUAGUGGGGAAGGGGUACGGUGGGGAGGCUGAGAUCGGUGCUCUUGCUGGCUCAACAGACAAAAUAAAUAAAAAGCAACAAAAACAACAACAACAACAACAACAACAGAGCUGUUCGUUUUGGAAUGAGGAUGUGAUUGGGAAACUAAAAAUCCCACAGACCAGUUUAUCAAGAUAACCCGCUUGUGAAGUCUACGAGUAAGUUAUUUUAACAGAUUAAGCCAAAUUUAGUUCUGAACCGAUCAGCGUAUUGAAAUUGUACGCCUGUAGUGAUUAAUUCAUUUAAGGCUUGUAAAUAACAGAUGGAAAAUGUUGGAAGUGUAAUGGCUUCCGAAAAUUCUUUGUAUUAUAUGUUAAAAUACAUCUGUACAUAUAAAACUGUAAAGGUCAGUUUUGAGAAUUUCUUCAUAGGUAAGGGGCUUUUUCCUGUGGCCAACUAGUCAUGGCUACACGCUUUUCAAAUUUUUAGAUGUCAUUGUAAGGAUACUCUCAUAAAAUUUCUGUUUGUAAUCACACUUUAAUCUCGAUCAGUGAUUUGAUGAACAUUCAUCGUGAAUUAUUUUUGUAACCUAGAAAUAACUUCUGUUGUUUUCUGAGGGACGUUAUUCACUUUGAAAAAAAAAAUAAAAUUAUUACAUUAUUUUAACUUCCUUCUCAUUUUAUGGCAUUGAAGUUGUUUUAGUGCCUCCAACUUCGCGUAGUGAUGUGGACAAUUUAAUUCUUAUCCUACAGAGCAGGCGUAAUGCUCAUUAUUUUCUUGGGGAAAAUUCCUGCCUCCAUCUUUGGUUUUUGCUGCAGUUGUAGGGUGGAGAGAGAAAAUACAAGUUACACUCACAGUACGUCUCUCCUCUUAGGUGUACAAUUGUAUACUAGAACCAACGUGAUGAAUUGCUCAGGGGUGAAGAGGGAUUUCCCAAGAUGUAAACAAACAAUACGUCCGGCAGUAGCAAUUCUCCUUUUCGCUUCAAAACGAUGAACCUGGAUAUAAACGCGAGAGAAUGAACGAUAUGCUACCAGGACUCGAGCCUCUUUCCAAGGGUUCUCUUCCCCUCAGUCCCUAAAGCGCUCCAAGGGCCUCGGAACGACGUAGUUAAGUCUUAAACUAAAGGUCAUUAUAGAUCAGGCGUAACAGGAGGAGAUAUUUGACUUCCAGGGUUUAUUUAAAAUAUAUAAUAUAUCAUAUUCAUUUUACAAUUAAGUUAUCCUCUGAAACCUAGCUCAGACGAUUUGAGUAUAAAAAUUACCCUGGUAAAUAGUAACAUCGCCACAUCAGAUAUUGUUGCUUAUAGAAAAAUAACAUAACGACUAAG